AAUACUCUGUUAUCUAUGGUUUUCAACAAUUUGAAUUUUUGUUGAACAAAGAUACUCUUCGUAGCUGUGUGGAUCUUAUUAUAAAAACGUUUGAUUGAAUUGAAAAAUCAAUUAAGAGUACAAAUAAUGGACGAAGGUGUAUUGGAGAGCGUUCGGGAGGACGAUUAUGUCGAAUAUUAUUUAUUUCCUCAAUGUGGGACAAUUACAGAAUCCGAGCAAGAACUUCUUUUGUCCAGCAUUCUAGAAAAAUGUAAUGAAAUUGUUAAUAACUUAACUAAGGAGCAUUUGUGGCAUAAAGAUAAGUUUACAUUGCUCCCUAGGACUGCAAUUACGAACAAAUUGAUUGGAUUACACGAAAUAAACGGAAAACUUCCACCACAUUUAUAUGGUGUUACCCACUUCGGUGAAAAUAUUGAAGAUGAGUGGCUAAUUGUUUACUUAAUUAUUGAAUUAACUAAGAAAAUUCCUGAGAUGGUAGCUAAAAUUUGUGAUGCAGAUGGUGAAUUCCUAUUGAUAGAAGCAGCAGAAUCACUACCAUCAUGGAUUAAACCUGAGACAUCAGAAAACAGAGUUUAUCUAUUUGGGGGAAAAGUGCAUAUUGUUGAACCAGAUUCUUCAGAGGAAAUUAAAGAUAUCGAUGUUGGUGAAGCCAUAGAGAUGAUUAAAAAUAACUCCAAACUAACUGAAGCCAAUAAUGACAUUCAACAAGCAAUACUGAGUAGGAUUAGUGGAUAUCCUGAAAAAAUCAAAGAGAACCUUCACACUGCCAGGGCUUAUAUACCAGUAGGUGUGGCUGCUAUUCUAAAACAUAAGCCAAAUCUAAUUUCAGGUGUUGUUCAUGCCUUCUGUAAUAGGGAUCCUGUAGAUAUAAAAGCUUGCCGUGCCAUGAAAUAUUUCCCUCCAGAAAAUCGUGUUUAUGCAAAUGUCACAUUUCCAAAAUGUUUAUAUGCGAUGAUCAAUCAUUCCAAAUUUCAUCCAGAUAAAAGAACUGGGUGGAACUUACCCAAUUCAAAUAGUUCAGAAUUUAAGAGUCAUAGUUUAGGAGUGAAAAUUGCUUGUGGUUUCGAAAUUUUGGUAUCUCAAGCUAAGCCAACUCAAGACUUGGAAACUGACAAGUCGUGGCACAAAUAUUUGAGUUCUCUCAAAGAAAGAAAUUAUUUCAAUGGAAAUUUGGAACAUUCCCAUGAAUAUACGAAUUUGCUGAAUAAAGCCAAGGAAUAUUAUGCUAAUUACCGGGAUAGCAUGUAUUACUCUCCAGCCAUUGGUCAGGAAAUAUUGGAUUUGAUGAGAAAUUUGGAGUACAACUUGACGGAUUUCAAAAAUAUGGAAAGGGACCUUCCGGAGGAGGACGAUGAUUCUUGGUUGAAUGUCAGCCCGGAAGAAUUGGAUAAGUAUUUGCAAGAAAGGUAUGGACAAAAGAAAUUCUAUAAUUUCAAUAGCAACACUGAUCCCACGGAUUUCACCCAAAAAAUUUCAACAUUUUUGAACCAUGUUUCCGAUAUCGACGGUGCAGAAUUUCCACACAUUCAGUCUCCAGUUAGGCCUCCCAGAGGCAAAAAAUCUAAGAAUACGGUGGCUUUCACCGAAAAUCUCGAAAGGAAAGAGACAAACGACAAUAUCAACUCCAACAAAAAAGAAACCGAAAGCAACAAGAUAAAUUUUGAUCCCGACGCUUUCACUUGUGCUGUUCAGAACAUCCUCAAUUUUGUCAUUCCAGAGGACGAUAGUUGGAAUUUGGAAUCUGAAUCUGAUAUGAGCGAUUACGAAGACGAUAAUUUUGUCAAAGAAGACUCCAGUAAAAAAAAUGAAAUGCAGCAGUACAUGGAUGAAAUGGAUAGACAACUGGCGGCGACUUCUAUCGGGGAGAGUUUUGUGAAGAAGGAAGAUAACUUUGAGGACAUAGAAAAUUUCACCCCGGUAGAUAUAGAGAGAAACGCUCUGAAGAAUAUUUUGGAGAGUUACAAGUCGCAGUUGGGAGAUGCUGGACCGUCUAGUAAUAUGUUGGGGCCCAUGGGGUACGACCUGGACAAUUUGAAUGAAUAAGUAUUGAAAUAACACGCAAUUAUAACAGUUUUAUUCUUAGGUCUGAUUGAUCUUGAUAAUCGAUGUCUCAUUUUAAUUUAUUGAAAAUAAGUUUCAUUGCAAGAAAUGAAUUCCGGUUUCUCACUGUAUUUUGACUGUCUUUUGGAUGAAAUAUUUAUCUUACACUUA
Molecule: messenger RNA, 2211 nt
Organism: Coccinella septempunctata (seven-spotted ladybird)
Lineage: Eukaryota; Metazoa; Arthropoda; Insecta; Coleoptera; Coccinellidae
Gene: ecd
Product: protein ecdysoneless
Exons: 3
Coding region: 127-2043 (638 amino acids)
Cellular component (GO): nucleus
Source: RefSeq, a predicted model, not a curated record